Molecule: messenger RNA, 724 nt
Organism: Zingiber officinale
Lineage: Eukaryota; Viridiplantae; Streptophyta; Magnoliopsida; Zingiberales; Zingiberaceae
Exons: 1
Coding region: 15-533 (172 amino acids)
Source: RefSeq, a predicted model, not a curated record
ACUAAGGAAAGGAAAUGGCGAAUGAGGAUAGGAUGAACCACUAUUUGCAUCCUGAUCACCACUUGGUGCAUGUGCACAUGGAGUCGGAUUUCUUGUGUAGCGGGUGCAAGGUCGAAGGACACGGAGUUCGCUAUCGGUGCCACGAGUGUGACUUCAACCUCCAUGAGCACUGUGCCCGCUGCUCCUCCACCAUCUCCGUUCGCAUGCACUCCGACCAUUUGCUCACCUUGUACGUCCUCUCUGAAGAUAACCCUGAUCGGGAACGCCGGUGCAAUGUUUGCCAGAAAAGCACCGUGGGUAUGUGCUAUCGAUGCGUGCCUUGCGACUUCGCCAUGCACCCACUAUGCACGCUGAUUCAACCACAUGCAAGCCGUUCGAGACACGGCAGUGACCACGACGGCGUACUAGGUUUUGCUAAAACUUUGGGAAAUAUUACUCUAAAUGUAGUAGCUGGUGUAAUAGGAGUCGAAAUUAAGGAUGCAUUCAAUGACGAUGAGGAUGACGAUGAUGACGAUGACAAACGAUCUGAAUGAUGAUGAUGAAUACGACAAACAACCUAGAGAAUGAUGAUGACGAUAACAUUGAUGACAACAUGGAUAAUAUAUAGUUGGAUUGGAAAAAUAAGAUAUAUUAAAACAUAGUAUGGUUCAAGAUAUUAGGGAUGCAUGUAUGUAUAAUUAUUAUGAAUAUUCUUAAAUGCCGGUGAUAUUAUAAUAGCAUGGAA